Molecule: messenger RNA, 882 nt
Organism: Glarea lozoyensis ATCC 20868
Lineage: Eukaryota; Fungi; Ascomycota; Leotiomycetes; Helotiales; Helotiaceae
Exons: 4
Coding region: 1-882 (293 amino acids)
Source: RefSeq, a predicted model, not a curated record
AUGUCAUCACCGCAAGGAUCGAUGCCGGGAGCAGAUUAUCCACAACUUGCACAUCUGAUGUAUAGAGUUCCGGAGCUUGCCAUAUUUCGCUCCUUUCGUGAGCUUACCUUGCUUCGCCUUUUAAGUCUCCAAGCGGAACUUUUAGAACUUGUCGAAGAGUAUGAAGCAUCGUACGAGGCAGACCUUAGGGGAGAUUCUGAACAACCCACAACACACGAACGUCAAGAACUCAGUCGAAGUUUUCGAAAGCUUCGCGAAAGUGGCCCUAUCGAAAGUCUGCAGUAUGAAGCGCUAGAUAGCAUCUUUAAAAAAGUCGACGAGUUUUAUGCUGCUUUUAUACAGGCCUCUGAAAUGUCCAAAGCGUCCAAACCGGAGAAAGGCGAUUUGGACCAUCUUCGACAGUGGUUGUCUCAUCCAACAGUUGGUGGGAACUUUCUUCCCAAGUCGGAAGAUGCCUGGGUCAAAAAGUACGAUGCCGACCAAAUAACGCUGAUAGCAAAAGAAGGUGGUUUAAUGAGAAGGUCUUCGAGUUGGAUUAUCUUAAUCUACGACUGGGUUUUGGGUCGGCACUUUGUACCUGAUGUUAUUGAUUCUGAAACAGGGUCACGAUAUUAUCCCACCACGUUAGAAAAGAGGAUUGCAAAAGUUACAACUUCAGUCAUUGCUUCACUGAUACCUGGUCUCGUCAUACUCGGAUUAUACUUUAUUGACACUACAAUAAAGCGGAUUGGUACUAUGCUUGCCUGCACCGCAGUAUUUGCUUUUGUUUUGUCAUUCUGGACUCAGGCAAAUGUGAUUGAUGUGUUUGCCGCCACCGCUGCGUUUGCUGCAGUUGAAGUCGUAUUUAUUGGUAGUGCUAUCACAAAUAGUACUGGUGUAUGA